CUUCCUUCCCUAUGGAAGAAAUGGAAGAGGAGCUGAAAUGUCCGGUGUGCGGCUCCUUUUACCGGGAGCCCAUCAUCCUGCCCUGCUCGCACAACCUGUGCCAGGCGUGCGCCCGCAACAUCUUGGUGCAGACACCGGAGACGGAGUCUCCGCAGAGCCGUCGCGCCUCGGGCUCAGCCGUCUCCGACUAUGACUACCUGGACCUGGAUAAGAUGAGCCUGUAUAGCGAGGCGGACAGCGGCUAUGGCUCCUACGGCGGCUUCGCCAGCGCUCCCACCACCCCUUGCCAGAAGUCCCCCAACGGCGUCCGCGUCUUCCCGCCGACCGCCCCGCCGCCCCCCGCGGCCUUGGCGCCGCCGCCGCCGCCGCGCAACGCCUGCCUCACCUGCCCGCAGUGCCACCGCAGCCUGGUGUUGGACGAGCGCGGGCUGCGGGGCUUCCCCCGCAACCGGCUGCUGGAGGGCGUCAUCGACCGCUACCAGCAGGGCAGGGCGGCGGCUCUGCGCUGCCAGCUCUGCGAGAAGGCGCCCAAGGAGGCGGCCGUCAUGUGCGAGCAGUGCGACGUCUUCUACUGCGAUCCCUGCCGCCUGCGGUGCCACCCGCCGCGGGGCCCGCUGGCCAAGCACCGCCUGGUCCCGCCGGCACAGGGUCGCGUCAGCCGCCGCCUCAGCCCCCGCAAGAUCUCCACCUGCACCGACCAUGAGCUGGAGAACCACAGCAUGUAUUGCGUGCAGUGCAAGAGCCCCGUCUGCUACCAGUGCCUGGAGGAGGGCAAGCAUUCCAGCCACGAAGUCAAGGCCCUGGGCGCCAUGUGGAAGCUCCACAAGAGCCAGCUUUCCCAAGCCCUGAAUGGGUUGUCAGACAGAGCCAAGGAAGCAAAAGAGUUCCUGGUCCAACUCCGCAACAUGGUGCAGCAAAUCCAGGAGAACAGUGUGGAGUUUGAAGCCUGCCUGGUGGCCCAGUGUGAUGCCCUCAUUGAUGCCCUCAACAGAAGGAAAGCCCAAUUGCUGUCCCGGGUCAACAAGGAGCACGAGCACAAGUUGAAGGUGGUGCGAGACCAGAUUUCUCACUGCACGGUCAAGCUGCGCCAGACCACGGGCCUGAUGGAGUAUUGCCUGGAGGUCAUCAAGGAGAAUGACCCCAGUGGCUUCCUGCAGAUCUCCGACGCUCUCAUCAGGAGAGUGCACUUAACCGAGGACCAGUGGGGAAAGGGGACACUCACACCCCGGAUGACCACAGACUUCGACCUGAACCUUGACAAUGCCCCUCUGCUGCAGUCCAUCCAUCAGCUCGACUUUGUCCAGAUGAAAGUUUCCUCCCCAGUGCCGGCCCCCCCGAUCCUGCAGCUGGAGGAGUGCUGCACCCACAACAACAGUGCUACCUUGUCCUGGAAGCAGCCCCCCUUGUCGACGGUGCAGGUGGAAGGCUACAUCCUGGAGCUCGAUGAUGGCAACGGCGGCCAGUUCAGGGAGGUGUAUGUGGGGAAGGAGACCAUGUGCACGGUGGAUGGGCUUCACUUCAACAGCACGUACAGUGCACGUGUCAAAGCCUUCAACAAAUCAGGAGUCAGCCCAUACAGCAAGACCCUGGUCCUCCAGACAUCUGAGGGUAAGGCAUUGCAACAGCUCCAGCCCAAAAAGGACACGCAGUCAGAAGAACAGACCCUCCCUUUUCCAGUGCCUUUGGAAAGAUCGCAGCUUCGUAGAAUGAGUCCUUUCUCCUCCACCCUUAAUCUACAACCCAGCUUUCCGGGGAGAUCCUACUUUGAGCUAAGAUCUUCGGCCCACCAGCUGAGCUUGCAUUCUUCUUUACAGUCCCUGAAUUCAGCUGGAUGCAAUUUUGACAUUCAAGGAACGCCUUAUUCUCAAUUAGUUGACAUUAAAAAAAUGGUGGCAGUUGCUUGGUUUUCUUUCGAUCCUGCCUCUGCCCAUGCUGACAUCAUCUUUUCUAAUGACAACCUGACUGUCACCUGCAACAGCUAUGAUGACAGGGUUGUGCUGGGGAAAACGGGCUUUUCCAAAGGGCUCCAUUACUGGGAGCUGUCAAUCGAUCGUUACGAUAAUCACCCUGACCCGGCCUUUGGUGUGGCGCGCAUUGAUGUCCUGAAGGAUGCCAUGCUGGGCAAGGACGACAAGGCCUGGGCCAUGUACGUGGACAAUAACCGGAGCUGGUUCAUGCACAACAAUUCGCACACCAACAGAACCGAGGGUGGGAUAACGAAAGGCGCCACGGUGGGAGUGCUGCUGGAUUUGACCAGGAGGACUUUGACGUUCUCCAUCAAUGAGGACCAGCAGGGGCCUGUUGCCUUUGAGAACCUGGAGGGCCUCUUUUUCCCUGCGGUCAGCCUCAACAGGAACGUGCAGGUGACGCUGCACACCGGCCUGCCGGUCCCUGAGUUCUACACUUCGCGCUCGGCCAUGCCAUGAGGAUGCUCCUGGAGCCGGCUGCCUCUUCUCAGGAUGAGAGGAGCCAGCCUGUUCCCUCUUGUGGGACACGGCUGCUGCCGAGCCGCCGGGUCCCUGCUCAGCCGCCAGCCGGAGACAGAGAGGCAAAGCGGGAAGGAAGAACCCAGCUUUUGUCCGCCUCUGAUCUCCAUCCUCCUGCGCUGUCCUGUGUGUGUGCGCUUCGCUCUUUAGCUCUUUUGGCUGAUGAAGUACCUAAGUAGCCUGAGAUGUUCCUCUGUGUCCGCUUUUAGGUUUGGUUUCUUCAAUUUGAGUUGAGGUUUCAAGGGGGACAAUUUCGUCUCAUUUGGCAAAGCGCUUUCCCCUCCCAUGGGGCUGGAUGGAGGGACCCCCACCACGGGAAAGCUUUUGCCCACACCAGCCCCCUUACUUUGCAGGAUAUUUCUUUCCCCUGUGGCCUUUCUUGCAGAGCACCCUCAGUCAUGUGUAGAGGUGGGUCCUGGAUUACCAGUCAGUCUCUGUGUCCUUACCAAAACACCCAGCCCUGUCCCUUGUCCCCAAGAGGCAUUUCCCUGGGGCACAGCAGUGGGGCAGGGAGUGGCUGCCCUGUCCCUGGGUGCUCUGGGUGCUGGCAGGGUCUCCCCCAGCUCCCCGCAGCCCGGCAUCAGCACGCACGUCACAGCCAUAGACCAGAGAGCCCCUGCCCAGCUCUUUGGAGAUUAGUGUUUAUUUUUUUAUAGUUGCCAUAUAAAGCCUAGCCUUAAAAUCCUGAGUGUCUUUCUGUUCACUGGAGAAUGCAUUCUGCAGGGAGGGUCUGAUGGGGAGCCCGGGGAUGAGGAUGGGGAGGAAGGAGAGCUGGCCACAGCCCUGCCACGCACUCAGGAAUAUGCACCCACUGCCCUGCCUGCACCUGCUGCUGGCAGCAGCUCCCAUCAGCCUACCCUGGUAGGGACUUUCUGGUAAUUCAGAGGCAGGAAAAGAGUCGGAGCUGUGGGUGCCAUGCCCGGUGCCAGCUGCGUCCCCAUGCCGAGGGCGCCUGCAUGCGCAUGGCCCCACGCUUCACUGUUCGGUCACUUGCUGUGUCCCGGUGUGGUAAAGAGCUGGGGAGGCAGCGGUGCCGCUGCCAGGCAGGUACCAGCUUAUCCAGCCUGACUGGAGAGCUGCAGCUCCAGAUCCGGGAUCAGGUGGGAUGCUUCGGGAGUACUGGUCCAGCAGGAAGACAAGUGUAAAUAGACCAUUCCCUUCCAGCAUGCCCUCCUCUAGGAUAGCCCCAUUCGUUCCUUUGUUGCUCUAGUUUUAAGUUUACCUAAUUUAUUGGAUGGGUGCUAUCUUGUUGACUUACACCGAGGAGCUUCUCUCAGCUGCAGGAGAGCCGUGUUGCGGGGCAACGCCGAGCAGCUCUUUGGUGAAUUCCUGAUGAGCCCCUGUGGCCGGCUCACCCGGGGCUCCUCUCUCAGCCGUUAUCCCCUGUUCUUUAGGAUGUUCAUGGUGCUUAUUAGACUCCCAGUGAUUGUAAGACGUCGUCCCCCUGUACCGCGAUGAUAGCUGCAUACAGCCGCUGUACUGAAGAGAAGUGUCAUGUUUGCUGUUCUAAUAAAGGACUUUUAUGAGAGAAGA
Molecule: messenger RNA, 4019 nt
Organism: Melopsittacus undulatus (budgerigar)
Lineage: Eukaryota; Metazoa; Chordata; Aves; Psittaciformes; Psittaculidae
Gene: TRIM9
Product: tripartite motif containing 9
Exons: 14
Coding region: 12-2426 (804 amino acids)
Cellular component (GO): cytoplasm
Molecular function (GO): zinc ion binding; protein binding
Source: RefSeq, a predicted model, not a curated record